AUGGAUACUUCCGUUUCCUACUCAAAUUACACAUUUCAUAUUCCAGCGGAAAGCGAUCAUCAUGCUGGCACGAUAAUGGCUUGGCCGACGGAGCGUUCAAUUCUGGACACUCUCUGGUCGUAUCCCGGCUCUGACGUUAACCAGACAAGACACGAACUAGCUAAAGUGGCUCUCGCCAUUGCCAAGUACGAGCAAGUUGAGAUGUUUGUAUUGGACCCUUCGUGGGACUCGCAUAUAAUUGAUGGUAAGAACGGUUCCAGUCUGGAAACAGCGAAACAGCUUCUGGGCGACGCCAAGAACGUGACUAUCCACACUACAAGAGACGUCGACAGCCUGUGGGCUCGAGACACUGCUCCUGUUUUUGCAUAUGCAAAACCCAGGGCACAAGAACUUAAACGCUCUAGCAGCGAGAGCCAGUCCGUCCAUCACGAUAGCCAAGUGGUCGGAAUGAUCCUCAGUUUCAAUCAAUGGGGGAAGAAAAACCUGCCAACAACGGACUCAUACUUUGCUGGUGCUGCUUGUAGUAUCCUCAAAGUCAACCAAGUGCUGGCGCCAUUUGUUGCAGAGGGAGGCGGGAUCGAGGUUGAUGGCGACGGAACUCUCCUGGCGACAGAAUCCGCGAUUCUGAACUCCAACAGGAACCCCGGGGUAGACAAGCUCACCAUGGAGCGUUACUUCCACGACACUUUUGGAGUGGAGAAAACAAUUUGGUUUUCUGGUGCCAGCGGAUAUGACAUCACGGAUGAUCAUGUUGAUGGCCUGGCUAGAUUUGCAUCUCCAGGCGUGGUUUUGCUGAGCCGACCGUUUGUGAGAGACGAGAGUAACCCAGGAGGCGCGUUGGAUGAUUAUUAUGAUGUAAAGAGAAAGCUCAAGGACCAAACGGAUGCCAAAGGAAGACCUAUCAGGGUCAUUGAUUGUGAGUCUUUCGUGCGAGUCUUUCGUGCGGCGUUUCAAGCAAAGUCUGACAAUUUUUCAGUACAAGAGCCAGACCCAGCUGUCCUGGAAGACUAUGGUCCGAAUUCUGGUGUUACGGUUAGCUAUGUUAACUAUCAUGUGGUCAACGGGGCAGUAAUUGUCGCGAAGUUCGGCGAUGAAGGAGCUGAUGCGAACGCAGCGAAUGUGCUCGCCAGGCAGUAUCCUGGCAGAGUCAUUGAACAGGUUCAUUUGCAUCAGUUAGGCAUCCAAGGUGGUGGAAUACACUGUGCAACACAGCAGUUUUUUGCUUAG
This is a messenger RNA of Penicillium atrosanguineum, 1227 nucleotides long. Its product is annotated as agmatine deiminase family protein. Bases 1 to 1227 code for a protein of 408 amino acids. The transcript has a single exon. Gene Ontology annotation, molecular function: protein-arginine deiminase activity; agmatine deiminase activity. The record is from RefSeq and is a predicted model, not a curated record. Gene Ontology annotation, biological process: putrescine biosynthetic process. NCBI's taxonomy places the organism in Eukaryota, Fungi, Ascomycota, Eurotiomycetes, Eurotiales, Aspergillaceae.